Molecule: messenger RNA, 3356 nt
Organism: Magnolia sinica
Lineage: Eukaryota; Viridiplantae; Streptophyta; Magnoliopsida; Magnoliales; Magnoliaceae
Product: protein MALE DISCOVERER 2-like
Exons: 14
Coding region: 826-2949 (707 amino acids)
Biological process (GO): protein phosphorylation
Molecular function (GO): ATP binding; protein kinase activity; protein binding
Source: RefSeq, a predicted model, not a curated record
AGAGGCAAUUACGGGUUUAGCGGGUCCGAACCCGACGCUGGUGGGACCCAACACCACCAGGAAAGAGCGCGGGAGCCCAUUUCCCGGCCGGCGGGCAACGGUUAACGGCCACGCAAGCGGCCAGAGCGUGCCCGCGAGUAGAAAGCAGAAAACAAGAAAAAGAAACAGAAAAAAACGCAAGGGGGUGGUGUGGGGUCGGAGAGAUAGGAGGAAGACCCGACACAGAACAGAGAGAGAGAAGAAAAAUACGAAAAUAAAAAAAUUAAAUUAAAUUAAAAAAAGCGAGGAGAUUGCGUGCGCGCAUGUGGGACCCGGCGCCUCCAAAGAUGGCCCAGCUGAGGCUCUGAGAGAAGCCGGAAAAGGGCAGAGAGAAAGCGGCAAAUUACAUCUUUUGCUGCCUUCGUCUCCCCACCCCAUCCCUUUCCCCAAUACCCCUCCCUGUCAUUUCCCCCAUCUCUUACUUUUCCUUUCCCCGUUUUACCCCUCCCUUAUGGUUGGAUUAGCUGCUGAUCCGGGGCUCUGAUCGUUAAACAAAACCGCACCUGAUUGGAAUUAGACUCCAAAGAUGAGGGAUUCAGAUACGGUUUCCGUCUGCAGAUGAUCGUGACCAUUGAUUAUCUUUGGCGUGCACGUUGUAGAUACAAUCUGAUUUCACAUUUUCUUCGUAGUUUUUGUUUUGAUGUUGUCGUCGAUACCCCCUCGCAGAUCACGGAUCUGAGAAAAAGGGGGGGUUUUGUUUAAAAUCCUGGCGAUUAGGAGAAGCCCCGUGUUUUCUUUCAGCGGUAAUCACGACCCCAGCUGUAGUAGCAUUCGGCUUCUUCAGCGAUGGUGGGCCGAUGGGACCUCUUCGGGUUCAGGGUCCUAUGCAUUGCCUUGAUGUUCCACUUUCAAAUGGAUGGAUAUCAGUCGAUUAAUCUCGAAGGUUUCGCAUUACUGAAAUUCCGUGCGGGAGUGAAGACCGAUCCUUAUGGCACGUUUACAAAUUGGAAUGCUGGCGACAGCGAUCCUUGCAUGUGGUCUGGCAUUCAUUGCGUGGAUAGUAAUGUACAGAUACUGGACCUAAAAGAGCUUUCUUUGCAAGGGAUAUUGGCCCCAGAGCUUGGGAAACUUAGCCACUUGAGAGCUCUUGUCCUCUCCAAGAACCACUUCUGUGGUGUCAUACCCAAGGAGAUUGCUGGAUUGACAAUGCUGGAGCUAUUAGACUUAAGGGCUAAUGACUUGAGCGGAACAAUUCCAGCAGAGAUAGGCAAUAUGCUUUCACUUAAGUACCUAUUGCUUUGUGACAACAAAUUUCAAGGCAGCAUCCCAACUGACUUUGGGAAACUUAACAUGCUCUUUGAGCGACAAUAUGACCAAAGUUGUAUGACGGAUGUGGCAACUGGAAUUGAUUGCAUAAACCGAGAAGUCAGACACUGCAUCUGGCAGAGCAGCCUGCAACACCUCAAAAAUGCUAACUCUUUCAUCAUCCCGCUGAAACAAAAGCUUCUACAUUUUCUGUCUCCGUUCAAGUUAGGAGAGGAAUUGUUGCAUGGAUGUGGAGAGAAAUGCCAUGAAAGUCUACCAAGCUCAAAAGAACCAUAUAUAGUACAAAACAUAGAGCAUUUACCAAGUCCUGUCCGUCGUAGAAUUCUUCUAGAAUCUAGUAACCUCCCAGCUGCUCCUAUAAGUGGUGCUCCCCCAGUGGAGAUUACGAAUAUCCCAUCUACCGGCAGUGGUUCUUUCCCUGCGAUACCAAACUCUGGUGGGAAUGAUAAGAAGAAACAAUCUCCAGCACCAGCAUCAUCACCUCCUAUACCUGAAAACAAGUCCUCAACUACUGAUUCGCUUCCUAAAUCAACCGAUGCUGGACAAACAUCAGAAAAAGUAUCAGAAAGGUGGAGGUAUGUUUAUGUGGUCCCAGCAGGGGCCCUUCUUCUUACUGUCGCUGCAGCCAUGCUUUGUAUGUGCCGUAGGCCUGGAGGGGCAGCCAUUGGUCCUUGGAAGACUGGAAUAAGUGGUCAGUUGCAGAAGGCAUUUGUAACAGGGGUGCCCAAGCUGAAUCGAGCAGAGCUGGAAACUGCUUGUGAGGAUUUCAGCAACAUCAUCGACACUUAUCCACAUUUCACAUUAUUCAAAGGAACAUUGUCAAGUGGAGUCGAGAUAGCGGUCGCCUCUACCCCAAUUGCAUCUGCCAAAGAUUGGUCAAAACAUUCGGAAAUGCUCUUCAGAACAAAGAUUGAUACAAUGUCAAGGAUUAACCACAAGAACUUUGUCAAUCUUCUUGGCUACUGUGAGGAGGAGGAACCUUUUCUAAGGAUGCUAGUGUUUGAGUAUCCUCCUAGCGGGUCCCUCUUUGAGCGUCUGCAUGCUAAAGAAGUCGAACAUCUUGACUGGACUGCUAGGGUGAGGGCUAUUAUGGGAGUGGCUUACUGUCUCCAAUACAUGCACCAUGAACUGAACCCACCUAUAUGUCAUCCAUGUCUAGAAUCUCGAGGUGUCCUUCUGACAGAAGAUAAUGCUGCCAAGAUUGCAGAGACUGGUAUUUGGAAGGAAAUUGUUAUGAAAGCAAAGAUACCUGACGACACUGACCCCUCCGAAAUGCCGCCUGUGGAACCAGAAAAUGAUGUCUACAAUUUUGGAAUAUUGAUGCUGGAAAUCAUUUCUGGAAAGCUUCCUUAUUCAGAGGAACAAGGUUCCCUUGUAGACUUGGCCACGGAAUACUUGAACGAGAAGCGUAGCAUGAGCUACAUGAUUGACCCCUCCCUGAAAUCCUUCAAGCACAACGAGCUAGAUGCCAUCUGUGAUGUCAUCCAGGAUUGUAUCCAUCAGGAUCCAAGGGAGAGACCGACAAUGAAUGAAGCCAUUGCCAAACUGAGGGAAGUCAUCACGGUUUCACCGGAUGCUGCGACCCCAAAACUCUCUCCGCUUUGGUGGGCAGAGCUCGAGAUCCUCUCAGUGGAAGCUAGCUAGCUUGAAAUCAUUGCCAGCUCUCCGCCUUGUAAGUCCCUCCAUGUUCUUUAAUGCAAUAUAGCAACAUAUCAACUAUGCUGUCACCAACCUCUCACUCUUGCCAUUACCUCCACCGACGUCAGUUCUUUUUAUUCUUUUCUCCACCUAUUCUUUUUCCCCUGAGCCAUGGCAAUAAAGUGCGACCUAAGGUCCCACCAGCGGGUUCCUUCCUCAUCUUAUACCAGAUGUGUAACUUUGAGAGGCCGGCAUGUGGAAAAGAACUAUAUAAGUACUUGUAUCUCAGUCUGUCUGCAAAUGACCAUUUCAACCUGUAACCAUUUUAUAAUAGGCUGUUUGGGGCUGUAAAUUCUUUCCAAAUUCUGUGAAGUUUUGCACAUCAUAAUUGGAGUUUUGGUUUUUUGCUAGAA